Messenger RNA from Leptopilina heterotoma, 2933 nucleotides. RefSeq lists its product as uncharacterized. The record is from RefSeq and is a predicted model, not a curated record. NCBI's taxonomy places the organism in Eukaryota, Metazoa, Arthropoda, Insecta, Hymenoptera, Figitidae. The transcript has 4 exons. Bases 346 to 1335 code for a protein of 329 amino acids.
UAAGAGGGCAAAUACAUAUAUGAAGGGAUCUUGUAAAUUCACCAUAGUGAAUAAUAUUUACUUUUUCAAUUCUCUUGUACUCAGUACGGUAAAUUUACAAAAUCUUGUUUUUAUAUUUGAAAGAAAAUAAAAAAAUUGCCAUUUUCAAGAAUAUUUCGAACUUGUGUAGUUUGCUCUUUUUUUAAAUAUACUAAGGAUUUUAGAAAUUAAUAACUUUUUAUACUAUUUGAUAGUAAAUAAUUUUUACUAAACAUUACCUGACUCAAUAAAAGGUGUAAAUAGCAUUUUAAUCUCCGAGUGCUAGCAGUAUUUAACUUGAUGGAAUGUUUAUUAUGACAAUUUAAUAUGUUAGUACUACGUUCAUUUCUGGAGUCAGAAUUCAUUUACGUUCUAUUGUUAAUGAUUCAUUGUUCUGAACAAGUUUUAUGGCAAAGACAAUGUUCAAUGGAAGGAAAUUACAAAUUUUGUUCUUUGGAACAAGAAGAGAUUUGCCAUCCUCUCAACAGGUCUAUUGGCAUGAAAAUAGAAAGUUUUGACAGUUCGGCUAUUAUUGUUAGACCUUACACAAUGAAAAUCACCCACAGUGGUAAACAGUGCAAGUUUACAAUUAAAACGAAGCAGAAAGAAAUGGGAUUAUUUGCUGUCAUUCAAGAAUUAAAUUUCCGAAAAUGGGAAGACGGACAAUGCAAAGAUUAUGUAAAGUUUAAGAGUAAAGACAAAGAUUGGUCAGAUAAAUGGUGCGGCUCAAUAAAUCGUGUAAAAAAAGAUUUUGAAGUAUCAAAUCAUUAUUUUUCUGAAUAUGACUCUCAAGGGAAGCUAGACACAUAUAUUUAUAUUUCUGAAGAGCCAAUAGUAAAUGAAGAGCUCAGGUUGUCUAUAGUCUACACUCCAAAUAUCAAAUGUUCGAAAGUGGAUCGAAAGAACUUUCGUCAAGUGACCCAUGAAAUUUGUAUUUGGAAGGAUUACAUUUGUGAUGGGUAUCAAAAUUGUGCCAUAGAAGGUUGUGAUGACGAAAAGGAAUGUGUGCGAAGUAUAGAAAACGAUGGCACAGGUACUAAAGUCACUGUCGGUGCCGUGACAACAAUAUUCCUCUGCUUUAUUCUCUUUGUCACAUGCCUUUGGAUAUGUAAGAAGCACAAAAAAUUGUGUUGGUCUGCAGAUUGCGCUGGACCAACUGCAAACAGACCAACUUCAACUGCCGAUAAUGAAAGAACUCCUGCUGCACCAACAGCUCCCAUGUUGCAAUCUUCAGUCUCUUCUGGAGUUCAAGAUAAAGAUUUACCACCAAGUUACGAUUCACUUUUCCCACAACAGUCCAAUACUGCUAUUUUGUAAUUCAAUUUCCGUAACUUCUAAUUUAUUAUGUUAUACGCGGAGAAAAAAAGAGAACUCCGUGCAUUUAUUUAAAAUUUGGUUUUUGAUAAAUAUUCCAAAUGUGUUGGAAAAUAUUGAUUUUUUUUGUUUUGUAUCGGUUACAUUUUUAUAUUUCCUCAAAUGGCUUUAACUGAGGAAUACAUUGAUUUAUCUGAAUAAGCUUUUAUCGUUGAUUACAAGAAUCAUCUUUUUUUGAUUCGUGUAGAAAGCAUCUUUUUUUGGAAUCCAGUGCAACUUUUUUUUCAGCUGAAUAGAAACAGAAUCACGCAUUUUUGGCUUGUUAUCAAAACCCCUAAAAAAUUAUACACAGACCUAAGUAAUCUAGGUUUCAAUACUUAUUUGCAGGUUGACAGUGAGUGUGAACUUUUCUUGUGACUAGUUUUACAUAACUUGUAUGUGACGUAAAUCUUUUAAUUUUCCUACCGAAGAAACUAUGAAUCGUAGUUUAAAAAGUGGCUAAAUCUACUUUUAAAUUUUCAUCUUUGAUUUCAUUUCAAAGAAUAUUGAACGAUUCUUAUGCCGAUGCAUACUAAGUUUCUUCUUUUUGUCUAGGUCAAAAAAGUGUCCAUUAUUGCCCUCGGGGAAUAAUGAGUACUUUAUCGACCUGUGAGUAAGGUCAAUAAUGUGACCAUUAUUUCCCUAGGGUAAUAAUGAGUACUUUAUUGUGAAAGGCUGGGCUAUAAGGGGGAACUUAAUAUGCGCCUGUUAAGGUAGGAAAAGUGACAAAAUAAAAAAAUACAAAUUAUAUGAAACGAGUUUUAGACAAGAAAAGCUUAUUUUUUAAAGUAAAAGAAUGCGAAAUGUUUCUAAAGUAUUUUACACAAUAUAUUAUCAAAGAGAAUAAGAGAAAUUAGAAGCAUUUUAGCAUUAUUUUGUUUCUACUGUUUUUGUAUAGUCUUAAAAUUAAUCUUUGACAAGAUUAGACAAUACUGCUAAGAAUAAUAUUUAUUAAUAAAAUCAGACAGGUCUUUUUUAAAUGUCUGGAAAGUUGUUUUCUAACGGCCAAAACUUAAUUCCAUUUCUUUCUGUUUUUAAUUUAUUAUUAUUAGACAAACUUUAAAAUAAGAAUUGUAUGGUUGUGGUUGAGAAUUAAGUGAAUGGAUGUGAGUAGUAUUAGAGUAUUUUUGUACAUAUAGUUAUUUUAUUCAAAGCAGCAGCAGCCUUUUCGUAUCAAACAUUGUGAUGUAACUUAUAUUACAUUUUAUAAAGAAAAAAAAAUAAAAAGGGCAGAACAAAGUAGUUUUUAGAGUACUGCGCAAAAAGAAAUGUGCAAUUCAAGAUCUUUAUUCGUGAUAAGAAUAAAAAAAUUCGACUCAAUGAAUUGGAUGGAAUAACCAAAAAAUUAUUUGGACUUUUGUAAUUUUCUACGUACCAAAAAAACAUAUUUUUACACGAGUAUUUUAUAUAAAAACUAAUUCUUAAGGUUGGAAUUUGAGAAAUAUUUUCCAUAAUACAAACGUACAAUAAUUUUAAACACAUUAUUACUAUUGUCCAUCAAUGUAAAUUGUUUUAUACAAAAAAAAAUAAAUAAACAUCAGUGUUGUUUCACAAUAUUAAAA